GACCAUUUAUAUAUACAAGGAAGCAGCCAUUUGCCAUUUCCCUUUGUCUCCAUCGAUCGAUUAAACCACCGCCCAAUCUCACAAAGCCCUCUUCGACCAACACAGAAAGCUCAGAAACCCUUCUGCUGGCAAUAAGUUUGGGAUUGGAAGAAGGGGAGAUUUAUCGCCAUGACGUCUCUGAAGGAGCUGAUUCCGCCGCCAACGGCAUCCACAACGACAUACUACGACCACUCGAGCGAUCCGUGGUUCCGGCAGCGGUUCAGUUCUUCCGAGGCGGAAAGAUCUGCUGCUGUCGUUAAACCUAAUCCUGUGCCUCAGUACUUGAAGCGCCAAGGCUUUGUUCCUAGGAAGGUGGAGGACUUCGGGGAAGGUGGCGCUUUCCCGGAGAUUCACAUAGCUCAGUACCCUCUUGGCAUGGGCCGGGACAAGGUGUCGAAACCUGGGACAAAAAUUCUUCCGGUUUCAGUUGAUGCCAAUGGGGAGAUUGCGUAUGAUGCCAUUGUUAAACAGAAUGAGAACUCGAGAAAGAUUGUGUAUUCUCAACAUAAGGAUAUUGUGCCAAAAAUUUUGAAGGAUGCGGAAGAGGAGAUGGAAGAGGACGAGGAUGAGGAGGAGCAGAAGGUGAUUGAAGAAACGACGGCAGAAACAAAGGCUGCGCUUGAGAAGAUUGUGAAUGUGAGAUUGAGUGCUGCACAGCCGAAAAAUGUGGCCAAGCAGUCGUCAGAAUCGCAAUAUAUCAAGUAUAAACCGUCUCAGAAAUCGGAGGCAUUUAAUUCUGGUGCCAAGGAGAGGAUUAUCAGGAUGAUGGAGAUGCCUGUGGAUCCACUUGAGCCUCCUAAGUUCAAGCAUAAGCGUGUACCAAGGGCUUCUGGAUCCCCACCUGUGCCGGUCAUGCAUUCCCCUCCUCGACCGGUGACUGUGAAAGACCAACAGGAUUGGAAAAUUCCACCUUGCAUUUCAAACUGGAAGAACCCGAAGGGGUAUACAAUUCCAUUGGACAAACGUCUUGCAGCUGAUGGGAGAGGCCUUCAAGAUGUUCAGAUCAAUGAUAAUUUUGCAAAGCUCUCUGAGUCUUUGUAUGUAGCGGAGCAGAAGGCUAGAGAGGCAGUUGCUAUGAGAUCUAAAGUUCAGAAGGAAAUGUUGAUGAAGGAGAAGGAAAAGAAAGAGCAGGAGUUGAGGGCAUUAGCACAGAAAGCUCGUUCCGAGAGAACAGGUGCUGCACCCCCUGCGGCCGUUCCAAUGGCUUCUGAUAGAACAGCCAUGGAUACUGAUAUUAGAGGGGAUUAUGAGCGUCCAACAAGGGAAAAGGAAACUGAGUAUCCAAAGGAGACAAGGGAGGAAAGAGAAGAAAAGAUGCGGCGGGAGAAGAUUCGCGAGGAGCGGCGCAAAGAGAGGGAAAGGGAGAGAAGGUUGGAGGCCAAAGAUGUAGCAAUGGGGAAGAAAAGUAAAAUUACGAGAGAUAGAGAUCGUGAUAUUAGUGAGAAAGUUGCCCUUGGCAUGGCUUCUAGCGGAGCAGGCAAAGGGGGAGAGGUUAUGUAUGAUCAGAGGCUAUUCAACCAGGAGAAAGGAAUGGACUCAGGGUUUGCCACUGAUGACCAGUACAAUGUUUAUGACAAGGGCUUGUUUACUGCUCAGCCGACACUCUCAACUCUAUACAGGCCUAAGAAGGAUGUUGAUGGUGAAAUGUAUGGUGGCGCUGAUGAGCAGUUGGAUAAGAUUAUGAAGACUGAUCGCUUCAAACCCGACAGAGGAUUUGGAGGAGCUGCUGAGAGGGCAGGGCCAAGAGAUAGACCGGUCGAGUUUGAGAAGGAUGCUGUUGAAGAAGCCGAUCCAUUUGGUCUUGACCAGUUCUUGACAGAGGUGAAGAAGGGCGGCAAGAAAGCCCUCGAUAAGGUUGGAACAGGAGGGACAAUGAGAGCAAGUGCCGGGUCUUCCAUGAGAGAUGGCUAUGAAGGCGGCUCCAGCAGAUCUCGUAUUGGCUUCGAAAGAGGGUCGCUAAGCUGUUCUAAACUGCAAUUUUCAAAGUUGAUUUGUAUUAACUCUUUGAAGUUACAUAUCUAUUUCGGUUUUGUGGAUUGCCUAUGAUUUUGGCACUUCAGUUCUCGACAGAAUUUGACUGCCUAAGACUGUGACAAUAAACGUCGUACUUGUAUUUGUGAGAUGUCGUUGUAUCAUCCCUACUUAUGUUUC
Molecule: messenger RNA, 2190 nt
Organism: Pyrus x bretschneideri (Chinese white pear)
Lineage: Eukaryota; Viridiplantae; Streptophyta; Magnoliopsida; Rosales; Rosaceae
Product: SNW/SKI-interacting protein A
Biological process (GO): mRNA splicing, via spliceosome
Cellular component (GO): spliceosomal complex
Source: RefSeq, a predicted model, not a curated record